AUGAAAGAAGCACUGAAAAUGUUAUACGAUGUCGUGAUAAGACCUGUAGAAGACCUGCUCUCCGGAGAUGAAAUAAUAAUUGUCCCGGAUGGCCCGCUUUGUAAAGCGCCUUUUACAGCAUUCAUCGACUCACAUGAUAGAUACCUUUGUGAAUCUUACAGAAUACGAUUAGUUCCUUCACUAAAGAGUUUUAAAUUGAUUGCGGGUUCUCCAAAGUUCCAUAGCAAAGGAAGCGUACUUCUCGUUGGUAAUCCGAACCUUGCGGAGAUUGUUACCGAACAGCCUUGUCACUGGGAUCUCCCAGGAGCUGAGAAUGAAGUCAAGAAUAUAGGCAGAAUUCUUAAAAGUAAGCCCCUUAUUGGAAAAGAUGCGACGAAAGAGGAAGUGUUGCAGCGCCUUAAGGGUGCCUCUUUAGUACACAUUGCUGCGCAGGGUGGUGACGAAAAUGGGGAAAUUUUGUUGACGCCAAAUCCAAUAAGAGAAUCGGAAGAACCAAGAGUGGAGGACUACAUGUUAACAAUGGCUGAUUUGACUGCUCUUCAGUUACAAGCAAGAAUGGUAGUGUUAAGUUGCUGCCAUAGUGCACAAGGAAAGAUAAAGGCAGAAGGUGCCGUUGGCAUCGCACGGGGCUUUUUGGCAGCAGGCGCACGUUGUGUUUUAGUAGCAUUAUGGGAGAUUGAUGACCAGGUCACUCUGGAGUUGAUGAAAUAUUUUUAUGAACGAUUAGUUGCUGGAAAUAAAGCGAGCAAAGCACUCAAUCAUGCCGUAAAACAUGUAAGGGAGCAUCAAGAUUAUGUGAAGGAUUGGGCUGCCUUUCAUCUGAUAGGAGAAGACGUCAAGUUGGAUUUCUUGGCAGAAGAAUCAAGAUUAUCGAUUCAAAACGUAAGCUAUGAGUUGAAUUGUUGAAACACUUAUUUGCGAAUAUACCUAAGAAACGGCGGCGUAACAAUUCAUCAAAGUCUGCAAAAUAUACACUCCGUCUUGGGUGCAAGAAUACUCUUGCAAAUCGUAAGUUUCCUGAAAGUACAUGAAUGCUUUGAACAUUGCUACUUCGAAAUUAACUUUCAACCACGUUUAGCAAAGGAACCUAGGUAACUUUCACUUAUAAAUAAGAAACAAAUUGCAUGAAAAUUGCUUCACGUAAAUCGUGGUGGCAAACCACCAAUUGCCUUGACCAAUAAAGAGCUAGUCGAGCAUGCAAUUACUUUCUUAUCCAAUGGUGACACAGGUAGCAUUGAUGAAUGAUACAUUUAAUUGGAUUUCCACAAACACAGUUGUAUUACGACUUGAUGGCGACAAAAUAUACAUCUGGCUGCUUCUUCCCGCGAAAUUAGGACGAAAGGUUCAGUUUGUCAAGAGGACAAUAGAUAGUGCUCAAGAUGUUGAAGCCUUUUGGAAAGCAAUUAGUGGAACAAGAUCGCUUGCUAUAUCAUCAAGUAAUGAUGAAAAGGAAAUCUUGGAUGUUUCAUAA
Molecule: messenger RNA, 1471 nt
Organism: Pocillopora meandrina
Lineage: Eukaryota; Metazoa; Cnidaria; Anthozoa; Scleractinia; Pocilloporidae
Source: the annotation of a GenBank genome assembly